AUGUCCCGCGGCAGGCUGCGCCGCCGUGAUGGCAGCAGCACUCCCGGCCGCCUCCUCGUGGCGCUGCUGGCGGCGUCCGCGAGCGGGGCCCGCGCGGCCCGGGUGCGGGCGGCCGCCCGGCUGUUCGCGGGCGCCCACGGGCUCCUCGACGGCCUGCGCGGCGCGCCCGGCUCGGCUCCGCCGAGCCCGGCCGAGGCCGCCGCCGCCGUCGUGGACUUCUUCCAGGCGGGCGGCGCCGGCGGGGGGGGCAACGCCACGGCGGCGGCACGGCCUGCGUGCGCGGGCUUCCUGGCGAGGAGCAUGGGCGGCCUGAACGAGUCGUGGUCCGACGUCCAGCUGUAG
Messenger RNA from Prorocentrum cordatum, 342 nucleotides. Lineage: Eukaryota; Dinophyceae; Prorocentrales; Prorocentraceae. The record is from the annotation of a GenBank genome assembly.